Messenger RNA from Carya illinoinensis, 693 nucleotides. Its product is annotated as secreted RxLR effector protein 161-like. The record is from RefSeq and is a predicted model, not a curated record. Bases 1 to 693 code for a protein of 230 amino acids. Lineage: Eukaryota; Viridiplantae; Streptophyta; Magnoliopsida; Fagales; Juglandaceae. The transcript has a single exon.
AUGAAAGGGAUACCAUAUGCAUCUGCAGUAGGAAGCCUAAUGUAUGCACAUGUCUGCAUUAGACUUGACAUUGGCUUCGUAGUGGGAUUAUUGGGUCGAUAUCAAAGUAACCCAGGAUUGGAUCAUUGGAAAGCUGCAAAGAAAGUUUUACAGUACUUACAAGGAACCAAGGAUUAUAGAUUGACCUACAGACACACCGACCGAUUAGAGGUGGUUUGUUAUUCAGACUCGGAUUUUGUCGGAUUUGUAGACACCAAAAAAUCUACUUCAGUAUAUAUUUUUCUACUUGCUAGAGGUGCUAUAUCUUGGAGGAGUUAUAAGCAAACUAUUGUUGCUAUGUCUACUAUGGAGGCAAAGUUUAUAGCAUGCUGUAAAGCUACUACCGAGGCAUUAUGGUUGAGGAAUUUCCUCAGUGGUCUUAAGAUUGUUGAUUUAGUAGAGAGGCCACUACAGAUCUUCUGUGAUAGUACUACUGCAGUUUUCUUCUCCAAGAACAAUAAAUGCAGUAGUAGAAGUAAGUAUAUCGACAUCAAGUACCUUAGUGUUAGAGAGAGCAUUAAGAGGAAUGAGGUGUUUAUUGAGUGCAUAAGUGCUGAGUUGAUGAUUGUAGAUCCCAUGCCCAAAGGCUUACCACUACUGCAAUUCAAAGGUCAUGUGGACAAUAUGGGACUUGUCAACUUAUUUUAUGUUUAG